This is a messenger RNA of Lachnellula hyalina, 1614 nucleotides long. RefSeq names its product MFS transporter. Gene Ontology annotation, molecular function: transmembrane transporter activity. The transcript is spliced from 4 exons. Gene Ontology annotation, cellular component: membrane. Gene Ontology annotation, biological process: transmembrane transport. The record is from RefSeq and is a predicted model, not a curated record. The coding region runs from base 1 to 1614 and encodes 537 amino acids. Lineage: Eukaryota; Fungi; Ascomycota; Leotiomycetes; Helotiales; Lachnaceae.
AUGGAGUCCAAAACCCAUGCUCGAGUAGAGAGCGACCGAAGUUCUGACGAGAAGAAUAUGGGAGAGGUUGCGAAUGCUAUGCCAGUCAAUCUGCCUGAAGAUCCUGAUGCGCAUCUGAGCGAUGCUCAGCGAAAGGAGAUUGAUCGCAAACUUGUUCGAAAGCUCGAUUUGCAAUUGAUUCCAUGGCUCUGCCUGCUGUACCUCCUCUCAUUCUUAGAUCGAACAAACAUUGGCAAUGCGAAAAUCGCCGGUCUACAGAAGAAGUUGGGUAAUAUGUCUACGGGCAAAUACAAUGCGGCUCUGUCCAUUUUCUUCGUGUCCUACGCAGUCUUCGAACCUCUAGCCAAUAUCCUCCUCAAACGCCUCCGGCCAUCAGUCUUCAUCCCCAUCAUCAUGUAUGCAUCACAUCUCACCCAACUGCUCUGUCUAACAAGUAACAGGAUCAUCUGGGGUGUCUGCAUGCUCUCAAUGGGAUUUGUUACAAGCUGGUCUGGUCUCAUGGUCUGUCGUUUCUUCUUAGGCUUGGCUGAAGCAGGUCUGUUUCCUGGUGUCAACUACUUCCUAUCUUCCUGGUAUAAACGAAAUGAAUUUGGUGUUCGAGCUGCCAUCUUCUUCUCGGCCGCCGCACUUUCAGGAUCUUUUGGUGGGCUUCUCGCUGCCGCUAUUCUGAAUAUGCAUAACGUAGGUGGUAAGCCCGGCUGGGCUUGGAUCUUCAUUCUCGAAGGUCUUGCCACUGUUCUUUGCGGGUUCCUCUCGUUUUUCCUAGUCCACGACUUCCCGGAUACCGCAACCUUCCUAUCAGAGCAAGACCGCGCUCGCGUCAUUCGCCGACUCAAGCUCGACCAACAGUCCAGUGCCGAACACGAGGAGUUUAAGAUGAGUUAUUUCUGGUCUGCCGUGAAGGACUGGAAAAUGUAUAUGGGUAUGUUCAUCUAUAUGGGGGCAGAUAUGCCGUUGUAUGCGUUCUCGCUGUUUCUUCCGUCUAUCGUUGCCGGGAUGGGGUAUAAGGGCAACCAAGCACAGCUCAUGACCGUACCACCAUACGCUUGCGCUGCUGUGCUCACUGUUGCCGUUGGCUUCUAUGCCGAUCGUACCAGACAACGUGGACUGUCUAAUAUCUUUGUUUCAUUGAUCGGAGUCGUUGGAUUCGCCAUGCUUAUAGGAUCGCACAAGCCUCAUAUCAAGUAUGCACUUCCCCAGUCCAGACCUUCUCCCUCAACUCUAAUACAUAGACCUAGGUAUGCGGGAACUUUCCUCGGUGCACUUGGUAUCUAUCCAUGCAUUGCGAACACGAUUUCUUGGGUGAGCAAUAACACGGAAGGGGUGUACAAGCGCGGUAUUGUUCUUGGGUUCGUCAUCGGUUGGGGUAACCUGAAUGGCGUCGUGAGUAGCAACAUCUUUUUCAAAGGUCCCCAAUACACCGUUGGCCACGCGACAAUCAUCGGCUACAUGGUUGGAUGCCUCGUGGUAGGUAGCACAGUUAUGCAUUUCCUGCUUGGGCGGGAGAAUGCAGCUAGGCGGGCGGGCAAGAGAGACCACUGGGUCCAGGGCAAGACGGAGAGAGAAAUCGAAGCUCUUGGCGAUAAGAGGCCGGACUUCUUGUAUACCACAUAA